CGCCUGGUGGGCAGCUCAAUGGAGAGUGGGCCUGGGCCUGCCGCCUAACUGCUCUGCAGUGGGCCACCUUCAUUCUCCCUCUCCCCGAGGCUGGCACACUCCUCAGUGGCGGUGGCAGCCCCAGAAAGGAAGGACACAGCGUGUGACCUGGCAGUGGCCCUCCUCCCUCUACCAAGUCCCAAAGCCUGGAAGGUGGCCCCUGAACCCUGCUGCCAGCUGGUGAACCCUGGAGGCAGGCAAGGAAGUGUGGCAGGGACCCGGCAGGGAGCACCCCCCGCAGCUGAUCACAGCUACUCAGGAUCACCCACAAAGACAGGCCCUGGAGCGAGCUCACUGGCAGUCUCUCUAAAUAGAGACUGAGGCCCCUUCACUAAGGUGCUGGACCAGAGGCAGGGCCUGUGGGUUCCUGAGCCAGCUGUGUCCCCAGAGAACCUGCCUUGGAGGUGCUAGGAGGAGGAGAGAAGGCCCAAGGCCUGAGUGCCAGGUGUGGACGGGGACCCUGCUGCUGGGCACCUGCCUGCUGUACUGUGUGCGAGUUUCCAUGCCCGUGUGCACGGUUGCCAUGAGCCAAGAUUUUGGCUGGAACAAGAAGGAGGCUGGCGUCGUGCUCAGCAGCUUCUUCUGGGGCUACUGCCUGACACAGGUGGUGGGAGGCCACCUCGGGGACCGCAUCGGCGGUGAGAGGGUCAUCCUGCUGUCGGCCUCCGCCUGGGGCUUCCUCACUGUCACCACCCCGGUGCUCGCUCACCUCAGCAGCGCCCAUCUGGCCUCCAUGGCCUUCUUGCGUGUUCUCACCGGUCUGCUCCAAGGCGUGUACUUCCCGGCCCUGACCAGCCUGCUGUCACAGCGUGUGCCCGAGAGCGAGCGGGCCUUCACCUACAGCACUGUGGGGGCCGGCUCUCAGUGUGGGACGCUGCUGACAGGCGCCGUGGGCUCCUUGCUCCUGGACUGGGGCGGCUGGCAGAGCGUCUUCUACUUCUCGGGCGGCCUCACCUUGCUCUGGGUGUGUUAUGUGCACAGGUACCUGCUGAAAGGAAAAGACCGAAGCCUGGCCCUGGGUGUCCUGAUGCAAGGCCUGCCCCUGGCCAGGCCCUCCAAGGUGCCCUGGAGACAGCUCUUCCGGAAGCCUUCUGUCUGGGCGGUCAUCUGCUCUCAGCUGUCUUCGGCGUGUUCCUUCUUCAUCCUCCUGUCGUGGCUGCCCACCUUCUUCAAGGAGACCUUCCCCCACUCCAAGGGCUGGGUCUUCAAUGUGGUACCCUGGCUGGCUGCGAUUCCCGCCAGUCUAUUCGGCGGGUUCCUUUCUGACCAUCUUAUCAGUCGGGGGCCAGCUCACCCACGGCAAGAGACACCCAUCUUGAGCCUCAAGCCUGGGCCCUGUCCUGCUUCCUCCCCGCCUGCCCCUGUGGCUGUGCAGGUGGCAGCCUUCCUGGGGACACUGUCAGGGGCUAAUGGGAACCACCCUGGCUCUGUCUCCCUGCUCAGGUUACAGAGCCAUCACUGUGCGGAAGUUCAUGCAGCCCUCUCCCCCACAGUCAAUGGGCCUUGGCCUGUCAAGCUUCUUCGCACUGUGUCUGGGUCACACGUCCAGCUUUCUCAAGGCUAUGGUCUUCGCAUCAGCUUCCAUUGGCCUCCAGACCUUCAACCACAGGUAAAGGCCCUUGCCCCAUGCACUUGUGUUGCCGGGUGCCCCAGGCUUUGGUGGACCACGGCCCAGGGGCCCUUGAGUGGUCCUGUGAGCAGUCACUCAGCCCAGCCAAUCUGGGUAUCCAGCUGGUGCAACCCAGCCCUGCAUACCAAGAGCUCCCAAGGGAGGGCAGGAGCGGGGUGCUGAGGGAACGUAGACCACUGCUGGCCGGGGUGGGAGGGCAGAGGCUCACCACUGGACAGUAGUCUCAAUGCCCCUGGGCACUGUGAGCCUGCCGUCCGAGCCUCUCCACGUCUUUCCUCUGAUCCUGCACCUUCCAAGCUGAGCGCCAGCAGCCACAGCUCAUUAUCUCGGGGACUGGCUUUAGGGACUGGUAGUGCAGGGUCUUCGGAUCGGCCAGCAGUGAGUGGUCUGCGUGCGUGCUGCACACGUGCUCUCCCCGCCUCUUGUCUUUCCAGUCCUGCUCCCGUUGUGAGUGGGGAAGAGCUGAGUGUGGGCACCGUGUGUCCUCCGGGGGCUUGGUACCCUCUCCCUUGCACUGCCAGCUCUUUCUGGCUGUGCAGGGUCAUGACGCCCCUCACCGCCUUCUCUCCCAUUUCUCCCAGUGGGAUUUCUGUUAACAUCCAGGACCUGGCCCCGUCCUGUGCUGGCUUUCUGUUUGGUGAGGAUGCUGCUCAGCCCAGGCGUGGCCAGCGGGGCUGCCCUGGCGGGCGGGCAGUGAGUGCCACAGUAGGCACCCUCUGAUGUUCUUGUUUUCUCCCUGACCUGUUCACAGGUGUGGCCAACACUGCAGGGGCCUUGGCAGGUGAGAGGUGGGCUUCUGUGCCCAGGUGUCCCUGCCCUUUGGGUUGGACCCACAAAGGAACUAGCUAGGUGGGUGGGGGCCCACAUGCCCACCUAGCUCCCCUGGUCCUGUGGGUGACAUGUGGCACACUUGGAGCUAUCCCUGCAUCAGCAGAGAGUACAACCCCACACAGUGGCCUUCUGUGUGGCCAAUGGUAGGGAAGCCAGGUGGAAGUCAGACCCAGGAGGCUUGGGGGCCCUGGACUCUGCUCCCUGCCUCCUUUGAGGGCUGGAUCACUGGCUCGCUCUGUACCUCAGUCCCUCCUGCCACCCAUCGCUGGGUCUCCCUUUGGAGGGGUACAGGUGGAGGGACCCAUUUGGGGAUUUCCUGUGGCCUGUGAGCUUCUUGCCUCUGAAACCUUGGGAGUCUGAGUUCGGCCCUCCCUUGGCCCAGUGAUGCAGAAGUCCGAAUUCACCUUUUGGGCCCAUUUGCCCCACUUCCUCUCUGGCCCUGUGCUGGAGCUCUGGGUGGGCACUCAGCCUGCCUGUGCCUGUCCUCGUCCAGGUGUGGUGGGCGUGUGCCUGGGAGGCUACCUGAUAGAGGCCAUGGGAUCCUGGACGUGUGUGUUCAACCUGGUGGCCAUCAUCAGCAAUCUGGGGCUGGGCACCUUCCUGGUGUUCGGCCAGGCUGAGAGGGUGGACCUCAGCCCUGCCCGUGAGGACCUCUAGCUUCUGACCUGCCAGCCCCAAAGGGCCCUAGUGCCCACACUCUGGGGACAACGCACUCCAUUGAGGAGACUCAAUUGCUUUGGACCUCAGAAGUUGAGGCAGAGGAUGAAGACCAGUUAGGUGGCUCCCAAGGGACCCGAGGAGCUGAGGUGGACCCAGGGCCGAGAAAGCCUGAAGCUAGACCAGGCUCACUGCCUCUCAGUCCCCACAGCGGGGAAGUCCUGCCCUCCUCACAGGCAGCGUGGCUGCAGCCUGCAGCUGACCACCUGCGGGGACGUGCACCUGUCAGUGCAGCAGCCAUGGGGCAGGCUGAACCUCUGCUGGGCCUCAUUUCUCCAGUGGGCAUCCUCCGUAGUGGGGGCCGCACUUUGUGCUGUGGAGCAUUUGGCUGGAGCCUGGCAGCCCAGAUUUCCACCAGUACAGCCACCAGUACAGUCGCUCCUUCCUACAUCCUUGCCUCCGUUCAUGACCAUCAGAAAGGCGUGGGGACACUGUCCAGUGUCUGGACAUCAGAGCCAUUGUGCUAUAAAGGCCUCGGUCCUGCCUCUCCCUGCAGCCAGGCUGCCACCCCAGGCAGAAGCCCAUAACCACCACAUCAAGAUGCCCCUCACAGCCCGAGGCUCUCCCAUCCUGUGGGCCCCUGGGCACUACUGAGGUAUCCUAGGCCCACGGACCUCUGGGGCCUCCCCAGGGCACUACCUGGACACCCCCUGGGAGUGUGUCAGGGCCCCCAGUGCGAGGUGAACCCUUCUUCCCAGCCAAGCUUUCUACCUCCCAUUUGGUACCCGAGGAGGAGCUGGUGAUUUCAUGAAGUAGCUGACUGUGCAGGCGGAAUACGUAUAGGGAGAGAAAGAACUAUAAAAACAUGGAAAGUCACACCAAAACUUUUUAAAUAAUUAUCAAAAUAUUUUAAAAGAAGAUUUCUAUUUUUAAGGCUUGAAUAAAACCAGAAGGUUUGUACUACCCCCUCA
This is a messenger RNA of Cavia porcellus (domestic guinea pig), 4128 nucleotides long. It is a transcript of the gene Slc17a9, whose product is annotated as solute carrier family 17 member 9. The record is from RefSeq and is a predicted model, not a curated record. The coding region runs from base 542 to 1831 and encodes 429 amino acids. Gene Ontology annotation, cellular component: membrane. The transcript has 11 exons. Gene Ontology annotation, molecular function: transmembrane transporter activity. NCBI's taxonomy places the organism in Eukaryota, Metazoa, Chordata, Mammalia, Rodentia, Caviidae. Gene Ontology annotation, biological process: transmembrane transport.